Messenger RNA from Apis dorsata (giant honeybee), 1024 nucleotides. RefSeq names its product pupal cuticle protein 20-like. NCBI's taxonomy places the organism in Eukaryota, Metazoa, Arthropoda, Insecta, Hymenoptera, Apidae. The record is from RefSeq and is a predicted model, not a curated record. The transcript is spliced from 3 exons. Bases 16 to 843 code for a protein of 275 amino acids.
GAGCAAUGAGCAAAGAUGUAUCAGUCGUUUGAAGAAACUUCUGCAGCCAGGUGUACAGUCGAAUACUGUCUAAACAUGAACAAGAUCGUGCUACUUUCCCUGGUGUCCUUGGCCGCGAGCGUGCCAGUGAUCGUGCAAGACCACCACCAACACUUUCAGCCUCAACUUCAAGGUGGUUUCCACCCUGUGGAAAGGUCUGACCAGGAGAGUCUGGGCACGUCGUCGGGCGGUAGUUACGGAGGCGGGGGUGACUACGGUGGCGCGGGUGAAUACGGCGGUGGUUACGGAGGAGGGGAUUUCGGGGGCCACGAAGCCGAAUUUGGCCACGGCGGGGGCUUCGAGGGAUCUUCCGGGGGGCAUUUGGAGGUUGGCGGUGACCACUCGGAUUACUCGUCUCUGGGAGGAGGUGGCGGAGGCCUGGAAGGUGGAGACGAGGGUGGAGUUUCAUUGGACGGAGGUCAUCACAGUGUAGUGCAAAGCGUUCCAGUGUCGGAACACGUCGAGGUGACCAAACCUGUGCCCGUCAAAGUGGUCAAACACAUCGGGGUACCAGUUCCUCAAAUCUUGAAGAUAGGUGUACCCCAUCCGGUGCCAGUCGGUGUUCCUCAACAGUAUCCGGUGGCGCAUCCGGUUCCAAAAUUGGUCCCGGUACAAGUGGUGAAGACGGUGGCCGUGCCUGUGGAGAAGAAGGUCCCUUUCCCAGUUGAGAAGCAUAUUCCAGUGCCUGUCGAGAAGCCGAUCCCUAUCACGAUAGAGAAACACGUGCCGGUGCCGGUUAUCAAACCGUAUCCCAUCAAAAUACCCGUGUACAAGACGAUCUAUCACCACGCGAAGAAGCAUUAAAAUUUAAAAUUCGUUAAAUCGUUUUAAAAUAAUACGACUGAUACGGCUGUACACGGUUUUAUCGCUUCCAGGAUUUCGAUUCCGUAUUGAACGAUCUCCGAUGGAAUAGCGAUGAAUUUUAAACUUUGAGGCUUUUUUUUUAUUUUCUUCUUCGUGUAUAUAGUAUAUAUAUAUAUAUGAA